Messenger RNA from Paramuricea clavata, 6030 nucleotides. The record is from the annotation of a GenBank genome assembly. Lineage: Eukaryota; Metazoa; Cnidaria; Anthozoa; Malacalcyonacea; Plexauridae.
AUGGACCGUGGUUUGUUUAAUAUAGCUGUUUUUCUGGAUUUACAAAAGGCGUUCGAGACCAUAAAUCAUGACAUCCUCUUAACGAAACUUGAUCUUUAUGGCCUACAGAAGCCAUCAUUAAACCUUUUAGGAUCCUAUUUAGCGAAUAGAACCCAAAUGUGCUCCGUUAAUGGCGCUCUGUUGGGCACAAAGUUGGUUACAUGUGGAAUCCCUCAAGGUUCAAUUCUUGGCCCACUCUUAUCCUUGAUCUACAUUAAUGAUCUGCCUAACAGUUUGGAGUACUCGUCGACAAGAAUGUUUGCCGACGAUACGACUCUAACUGUAUCUGGCAAGUCAAUCCAAGAUGUAGAGGUGGCCAUAAAUCAUGACCUUACCAAUGUUAAACAAUGGCUUUCUGCAAAUAGAUUAUCUCUUAAUCUAGUCAAAACUGAGUAUCUACUAAUAGGAUCUCGGUACAACAUAAAUAAUUUACUUGCUGCUCCAAAUGUAUUUGUUGGUGAUACACCAAUUAAAAAGGUGAAAGAAACAAAAGCGCUUGGAGUUCAUAUUGACGAAUUUCUAUUGUGGGAUAAGCAUAUUGAUAAAAUUGCUAAGAAGAUUUCAUCCGGAAUUGGGGCGAUCAGAAAGCUAAAAUCUUGUGUGGAUCAUAAUACAUUAAUUUGUGCUUAUAAUGCACUUAUACUUCCCCACCUAGAUUAUUGUUGCGAAGUUUGGGACACCAUUGGUGCCACACUUUCUGAUCGACUCGAGAAACUACAAAAUAGGGCAGCUAGAGUUAUUACUGGCCGUAAAAACGAACACGGUCAAUCUGAACUUGCUCUAGACAAACUGAAAUGGAAACAUUUAAGUGAACGCAGAACCCAUUUCGUAGCAAGUCUUAUGUAUAAAAUAACUUGCGAACUGGUGCCAAAACGACUUACCAAUAUUUUUCAAAGGACGUCUUCCUCUUAUUACUAUAAUAUGCGAGGCUCUUCCACCAAACUCUUUUUGCCCAAACCUAAGACUGAAUAUCUUAAAAAAAAGUCUUAGUUAUAGAGGAGCGAAAUUGUGGAACAGCCUUUUCUGAUGAAGCAAGAAACAAACACACUCUUGCUUCGUUUAAUUCAUGUAUACGACACCUGGCCAAUUAAUUAAUUAAUUAAUUAAUUAAUUAAUUAAUAAAAUAAUUACGUUAAUUAAAAAUAUUGAACAGUACUAACAUUAAUCAAAUUUGUAAAUAAUUAUAUACUAGUUGUAUUUGUAAAUGUAUUGUCAUUGUUGUUAACUGUAAUGUAAUGUAAUGUAUGACCAUAAUUUGUAUCAGUUGUAUUUUUUAACUAUUUAAAUCUAUGUCCCCCUUGGAAAUCAGCCUUCGCUGUAGGGGUUAGCGUAGUUAAAUAAAGUUUUACCUACCUACCUACCGUAGCAUAUGCUACAGUUGCAACGGCCUGGAUCUGCCCGGCCCUGGACUAGUUUCAUAUAUGGAGCCAUAUUUAAGGGACGUCUUGUAAGAAGUUCUUGUGACAUGACAUGCCAUCACAUGUUAUGACAUGCGAUACGUUAAUUAAACCAUAAUAUUAUGGUAAUAGAUAUAAUUGUUUAGAGAAUCUAUCUUCAUUAUUCACUUAUGAGAAUUUUCACGGUCUUAAUUUUAUGGUCAUUUUUUGGCCAGAUUUAUGCUUCAAGAUUAAUUUAUGAUUCAAGCUAGUGAUAGAUUGGAAGCACUUUUUGGUGUAUCUAUUUUAGAAGAUAAGGACCACAUGCGCAAUGAGUUGUGGUAUGUCGUGUAUCAAAUGUCAAGCUAGUGUGGUUUGCAAAUUUUUUACUUUUUUGUUCGAGUAUAUUUCUAAGAAGAGAAGCCCGCUUUUGACAGGUUUUUGUCAUAUUUUGUAUUGGAUAAGUGACUCCGAAUCCUUAUUUUGUAUUGGAUAAGUGACUCCGAAUCCUUAUUUAAUCUCAGACAUGAAAUAUAACUGUUUAUAUCAUAUAAUUAUAACGUCUAUUUGUGGUUAUUGUGUCUGUUAAAAUUUGAAUUUGCACAUGCAAGAAUUUGUACGUUUUAUAUUGAAAUUAUUUCAUUUCAAUGCCGUCACAUAUUAGUUAAAAUGAACAAUUCAAAUUUUGAAUAAACACAUAGUAAAUACUGGGUUUUGCACUUGUUAAUUAUGCAUUCUAUUUUUAAUCACCCCUCUCCUGGAUUUCCAAGGUCUUUCAGGCCAUCUAGUGGCAGCUCUCUCCCCUUGACAAGUAAAAUAGAGUGCAUCAGGGCACAUUAUGCCUUAAAGGAUUAAUGCUGCCCACAAUAUGGUAAAAAGUAUAAACUUUUCCUAGCUUGAGCUUGAAGGAUUUCCAAUCUAAACCCUUGUAGAGUUUAUAUACUGUAUGUGCCUGUUUACAUGUAUGUGAUAAUGGCAUUGCUGGAUAGGAGGUUUUAAUCCAGUCGUGCUGAGAAACUUGGCUAAGCAAAACAGUAAUGUUUAUAUAGAUGGGAUACAUGCACCCCGCCAGGAAGGGAUGAUAGAGUGCUUACUGUAUAUGAGAAUUUCUCGUUGUGGGAGGUGGGAUCCCGGCAACAAGUAAUGAGGUCUCACCUAGGCCAGAUAGAGGUGGAAUCAUUUAUUUUACUGUAAACACUCGAUAGAGUUCAUAUUGCAAGAGGGAUCAUAAAACUAGUAUUCUUUUUACAAGUGCUGACAUCUUGUAUUUUUGUUGCAAGCAUACCUAUUACAGCCAACUUACAGACGAGGGAAAGCUGCUUAAAAUUACUACAUGGUGAGUGUGAUUAUAGAGAUUCCUUUAUAGGUAGAUUUUAUCCCAGAAUCUUGACUUAGAUCAUUACCCAUUAGAGUGAGUGGAAGUCAGUGCCAACAACUCACCCCAAGGCAAAGCCUUCCAUUCUGCACUGAAAAGUAUCAAUUAUGAAUGCUGGAUUUUGUUCAUUCAGCAUUAGCUUCCAGAAAUGUGAUAAAAAGGCAAUGUGCAUGUAAUACAAAGCUAGAUUGAUUUAUGACUGUCUUAUAAAUGACCAUUUCAUUAGGCGCUAGCACUCUCCACUUGAGUCUUGGCAAGUAGAAUUGUCUCAUGUUAGACAAAGUACAAUAAUUUGGAAAUAUCAGUAAUUUUAUGUCAUCUUUGAAUUUUGUGAAAUGACAUGGAAUAUCGGUGUCAGUAUCUGCAAAAUAUCGGUCCUUCAAAAUAUCGGUUAUCGGAAUAUCAGUGAAUUUCCAUAUAGUGCAUCACUAUUUCUGGGUUAGCAUGUACUAGCUAUAAUUUGGUCUAUGGAUUGGAACCAUAGUGAAUCAAAUUUUUCCUAUGAAAACAAAUAUUAAGUAAUUUAUCUGUAAUCAUUAUGUAGGAUGGAAUUUACAAGGUGAUAAAGAAUUUUUGAACAUGGUAGAUGCUUUCUAAAAUGCAAGGGUGAUGUUGUUGGUACUGUAUUUGUGAUCUAAUAUAUUGGCUCAUUCCUGAUUACAGAAAACAUUGAUAUGGUUAUGGUUUCACUUCAGUUGUACAUGAGAGGCAUGCUACUUGUUUAACCCAUUAUGUGACAGCACUGGAAAGUAAAACAAUAAGACAUUACACAUAUACAGUAAAUGUGUUGCUGUGGAUGCAAAUUUUACUGACAUUUUUUUGGUAAAAUUUAAACAUAAUUUUUUGUAGUGUGGGUAUUGCCACACCAAAAUGCCCAGAAUCUUGUAAAUAUUUUAAUGUUAAACUUGUAAGUACACCUUUUAAACUUGCAUUGUGUGAUUAUUAAUAUGUCUAGUGAGCAAAGAUAAAAUGGUGCUGUCUUCCGAAUCGAAACAUCCCCUUUAGAAACACCUAAACAGCCCCUUUUGAAAGUACCAGCGAACUGCGAGCUCAGGAAAAUUGUGCCUCACCGGGUACAAGCAAAACAGGAUUUAGUGAAUAUAAUAAAAGAGGGGACCAGUAUACAACAAGUGGAUUAUUCGGUGAAACUACUUGCUAAAAUGUGCUUACUGCAGUAGGGAAGGUCACUUUUCAUCUAAAUGUCAAAAUGUUUCUAAUGUCCAGUCUCGUAAGGCUAUUUUGCAUAGAAACAGAAGGUGUUUUAUUUGUUUGGAGGCUGGACAUAUCACCAAAAAUUGCAAAGCUAACUACAUUUGUAGGAAAUGCAAGGCAGGAAAACAACAUAUUCCCAUAUGUGAGUCAUCCCCAGCCAAUCAUACAGAAAGUUCUCCAGAGCUGAAAAAUGAUAAAAAUAAUGUAAAAUCGGAUACUCAAGGUUUUGUGGGUCAUGCUAGUUGUGAUAGGAGUGGCAUACUUUUACAGACAGCUAGAGCAAAUGUACUACCAGUAGAUGAGAUCAGCACCAGAAUUUUCUUUGACAGAGGUAGCCAAAUGUCUCAGAGAAAUUACGAAGUCGGCUCAAAUUAAAAACAAUCAGGACAGAAAAGGUUGUGAUAAAGGACCUUCGGACAGAGUGGAGGCGCAGUGAAGUCCAAAAACUAGACAUAGCACAGUUCAAGGUUAGGAAUAAGAAUGAUCCCUGAUUCACCUUUGUAGAAGCCUUGUGUGUACCCACUAUAUGUAGUCCUUUGACGAACCAACCCAUUGACAGUGCAUGCAAUUUACCGGAAUUUAAAAACUUAGAGCUUGCUGAUUUUGGGCAUGAUCAACCAGGUCUCCCAGUUGGGAUAUUAGUUGGAAUAGAUUACUACCAUACUUUCAUGACUAACAGGGUAGUAAAAAGUCAGGCAGGACCUGUCGCUUGCAGGACUAGGGUCAGAUGGGUGCUAAGUGGGCGGUUUGGUUCUCCCUCACCUGACAUGCAUUGUUUCGAAAUACAUUUACUGAGGGCUACUGUUGAGCAGAGGCACACAGAUCGAGACCUAAGAGAAGAUUUAGAAAAAUUUUGGAACGUUGAAAGUGUAAGUACUGCCAGAAACAACAUUGUUGAUCAGUUGAAAGUGAUAUUGUGCAUGAUAAGACUAGAUAUAUAACUAAAUUGCCCUUUAAACCGGAUCAUGAAGUACUUCCAGACAACUUUAAUGUUUGCCAAGGGUGACUGAAAUCUUUGAAAAGCAAAUUAGUCACAAAUGAUAUAAUAAAUGAUUACAAUCAAAUAUUUGUUGAAUAUGAGAAAAGUCAAAUCAUAGAGCAAGUCCCUUCAGAUCAGGUUGCAAAAGAGCCAGGUCAGGUUCAUUACCUCCCUCAUAGGCCUGUCAUUCGAAAUGAUAAGGACACAACUAAGAUCAGGACGGUAUUUAAUGCCUCAUGCAAGGUUAAUGGCCCAUCCCUGAACGAGUGCCUCUGCUCAGGCCCAAAUCUAAUUGCAAAAAUUUUCGAUAUUUUACUAAGAUCAGACUUAACAAACUUGGAGUUUUCGGGGACAUCAAGCAAGCUUUUUUGAAUGUGGGCAUAGAUAGCCAACAUAGGGACUUUCUGCAGUUUUUAUGGUACAAAAGAAAGGAAGAAGAUGAGCCUAUUGCAAUUUAUAGAUUUAAUAGAGUAGUGUUUGGUAUAACCAGCAGUCCAUUUUUGUUAAAUGGAACUAUUAGGCAUCAUCUUGAUAAAUACGCGCACAAUGAGCAGGAAGUUGCACAACAGAUGAAAAACGAUCUUUACGUAGAUGAUUUAGUAAGUGGAUGCAACACAUCUGAAGCAGGCAAAGUUCUAUAUGAUAAGAGUAAGGCCAUUCUAUCAGAGGCAGGAUUAGAUUUGCACAAGUGGGUUACUAAUGAUCAAGAAUUAAGAAUGUACAUUGAGUCAAAGGAGAAGCUAAUUAGUGAUUUUUCCAACAAGGACAAUGACAUGACUUAUUUCGAAGUGACAUCACCAAACAUCAAUGUAAAGCACAAAACAGUUUCAGGCGUUAACUGGGAUUUCACUUACAAUUUUCACUCCAGUACGUGUGUAGAGCUUUUUAGAGGAUAUAUUCUGUUGGAUGGAUUCGGAGGUUGCUCUUUGUUGGAUAAAUGGAAAGGAAAAAAGUUGGGAGCCUUGGGUGGUUGCAAUAAGGAAGGUUGUGGAUCGGACAAAGUGGAAUUUUGUGAAGGGCGAACUCAAUCCAGCGGAUAUCCCAACUAG